Molecule: messenger RNA, 830 nt
Organism: Haliotis rubra (blacklip abalone)
Lineage: Eukaryota; Metazoa; Mollusca; Gastropoda; Lepetellida; Haliotidae
Product: Rieske domain-containing protein-like
Exons: 3
Coding region: 122-646 (174 amino acids)
Molecular function (GO): 2 iron, 2 sulfur cluster binding
Source: RefSeq, a predicted model, not a curated record
CACCGACCGACCAAAGUAACGUCGACAAUCCAUUUCCGGCUAAAAUAUCUAACAGAGGGAUGAUCACUAUUCUCGAGUCAGCCGACGCGUUCAGACCUGCGCACCUGACCGGCACGCGAGAAUGGAGCAGACGACAACUCGGUGGGAGCAGGCGAUGAAUGGGCAGCAGACGACAAUGAAUUCUAACAAUGGAGUGAAAAGUGGCUCGACUUCUGAUAGUGCCCGUCAGAGUGAUUCCUCGGAGAAACAGACUCUACCAUCGGACUCCACUUCACGUGUAGCCACGGGGGGAGACUCCCCGCCCUGGAGACUUCUGGGGCGGUAUUCAGAAAUAAAUAAAGUGAAGUGUCGCCGGGUUCACGCCAAGCUCGGUUCUAGUAAGGAUUUGGUAUUGUUUCACGAAGAGGGGAAAUUCUAUGCAAUGGGCGCCUGGUGCAGCCAUAUGGGGGGUCCGCUGUUUCAAGGUCAGAUCGAGGACUACAAGGGCACGUGUCACGUGAUGUGUCCGUGGCACGCCUACAUGUUUGACCUGAAGACCGGCAAGAACGAGUUGGGACUACAGCAAGACGUCUUCCCGGUUAAAGUGGAGUCAGGCACUGUUUACAUCCAGCACAAGUCGGAGCUGUCACUCAACCCGUUCCUAUAGCAACCAGGCAAUUACAUCGAAGCAUUCGGCACAGAUCGGCAGUGUAGGAAGUCCGAGAUGAUGUAAAGUUGACAAUGCAGUUCCACCAGCAUCAACCUACAUCAUGGCUGCGAUGACUUAACAUAACCUCACUGCCACAGGCUAAUUUGCAUAUCACGUGACCGGACUUUUCUCGUGUUUGUAA